AACAAUGCACAGUGUGAGUCAAAACCUGUCCAAGUGAAAGUUAAUUUAGGCUCAGAAUGAACAGGAUAGGUGACAUCUUGUUAAAGCUACUGGUACUAUUUUGUAUUACUUGUCAAAUAUCCUAAUAAUAACAAUUAGCUUGUCCACUUAUGAGGUGCCAUAUAAAGGCAUGGCGUUAAAGCUGAGGAGCUGCGUCCUGACGAUUUGUCAGAUAAAAUGUUUCAGGUGUUGAGUUUGUGAAGAGGACUAACCUAAAUGGAGCCGACAGUAUUGUCUGGCCCUUUGGGGCACACUCAGUGGGAGUCCGAGCAGCCAUUUCCUCUGGGAUUUCAAACCACAAACAAUGGAGGUGUGCUCUGCCCAAACCAGAGUGGCCAGACAGGUUUGGAUGAUGAGGAUGAAACUUUCGCAAAAAGUGAGGAGGAAGAUCUUUUCGCUCACAAGCCGUUUGAGCUUGACAGCUUUAUAAAAAUCUCUUCUUUUUCUUGUGGGGAUUUGCAUUUUGAUGGACAGUCUGUAGUUUCCCAUCCUUCUGUUCAUAGUGCUCAUUUACAGGAAUUGUCCUGUGAGAAGAGUCAAGGACUUGAUGGAAUUAGUGACUGCACGUUGUCGUGGCUGUUUUCUUCCAAUUUUCCUGAGGUGUCUGAAAAAACAACUGCCAGUAAGGAGGUGACUUUUACACAAAAGUCCUCUCCCGAGGGCUCAAAUGUCCUUGGUGGUCAGGCUGACCUGCUGAACCUCAGUGUGCCAUCUUCUCCAGUUUCCAUUAGGAAUCCAGAGACUAAUGCAGGGGAUCAAUUUUUGCUUGUAGACCUCUCAGAUGAACUUUCUUGUCUCACGCGGGAAUCUGCAAGUGAGCUACAGGGUGUUGCUGAGGAGCAGGCUGGUCUCCCUCCCUUACAGACUUUGUUACCUGAAACUGGAGACAAAGGUUUAUUCCCUGAUCAAGUGACUGAUCUGCCUAUAACGUGUUGCACUACGGUGCAAGGUUUACCAGAAAGCUGCCAGCCGCCUAGCCACAUCAGCACACCACAGGAGCAUUUAGAAGGAUUUGUGCCUUUGUUGGAUUUGGAUGUUCCAGAUUUUGACAGUAACUUCUGUCCUGCCAGUCCUGCGUCUGAUGUCUGCUCAGGUACCCAGUUGGAGGUGGCGAAUGCAGGAGCUGCUUUAACUGGACAUCUUCUGGAGGAGAAAAGUGAGAAUGAGUCACUUGCUCUGAGUUUGCCAGACAAGCCCUCUCCACUAACACUGCCUCUGACUCAAGAUGCCUGCUGUCACGAUGAUCUCACCAGUGAGAGGAACUCCGUGGAAAACAUCUCGGAGGAUUUGAUGGACAACAGCUUGUGUGUCGAAGCAAGAAAUCAGGAGAACGGGGACAUGGCCUUGGAUCUGUGCUUGACUGUUGAGGAAGUUCACGAUAAUGAUGAGUCUUGGAACUUGAAACUACAUGAGGAUUUAAAAACAGGAAGUCCGAGAGCCGAGCAGAGGGAAGUGGCGAGGUUGACGGACACUAACCAGCUUGAGGAUUCAGAUCAUCAUGAAGUGGCUCCUUUCGAUUUUUCAGUUCAGGACAUUGACGUUUCUUCUCCAGAAACUGGAUGGACUAUUGAGCAGGCUGUGGAGACGAUUUCCCCCUCCAAGAUGGUGGGAGAUGACUCGCUGCCAAUGGUCUCGGAUGUAAAUACAAGAGACGAGGAUGUGUCUCCUCUGAAAGCUGUAUUUGAUGCUUUGGACCAAGAUGGAGAUGGCUUCGUUCGUGUUGAAGAGUUUAUGGAGUUUGCGACUGCCUAUGGGGCCGAUCAGGUGAAGGACUUGACCAAGUUUUUGGAUCCCAGUGGCCUAGGAGUAAUCAGUUUUGGAGACUUCCACCAUGGGAUUUCUGCAAUUAGCAAUGGAGGCCCCGAGCCACAGCUCUACAACGUAAACUACAGUCCAGGGGAUGGAGCUGUGGGCUGUCCUGAGGAAUACGAUGAGCAAAAUGAGGUAACGGACAGUGCCUACCUGGGCUCUGAGAGCACAUACAGUGAGUGUGAAACCUUCACUGAUGAGGACACCGGAGCUCUUGUACCUCCUGAAAUGCACGAGGACGUGGAGACGGACAGUGGCAUAGAAGCUACGCUGCACGAUCCUGAAGAUGGUGGAAAUAGGUUUUCCCUAAACUCUGAGCUCCACAACCACUCCCUGGUGACUGUGAUCGGUGGAGAGGAGGAGCACUUUGAGGAUUUUGGGGAAAGUAACACAUCUGAGCUGCUGCUGGAGACCAGCGUGGACGGCUCUGUGGUCGAAGGCGACUCCCUCAUCGCACAGACCCCUGAGCAGGUCAAUGGCUCGUUGCUUCUGUCUCCCAGCACUCCUGCUUCUCUCCCUGACCGCUUUCAGAGCUUCCUCAGGGAGGAGGCGCUGGACUUUUUCUGUAGCCAGUGUCACAAACAAAUAAGUCGUCUUGAAGACCUCUCUGCUCGCCUCAAUUUCCUAGAGAUGACUAGUGCUGGCAAAAGGCUGUCCAGCAAAAAGGUGGCAAGACACCUCCUCCAAAAUAAUUCGAUGACUUUGGACACGAUGAGCGACUUGACGCGGGACAUCCUGGAGCUCGCUGACAACGACAUCACAGACAAGGUGCUCCUCCUCGAGCGUCGAGUGGCGGAACUGGAGAAGGAAUCUGAGGCGUCGGGAGAGCAGCACGCACGGCUGCGCCAGGAGAACCUUCAGCUGGUGCACCGGGCCAACGCCCUCGAAGAGCAGCUGAAGGAGCAGGAGCUCCAAACUGACGAGGAGCUCCAACAAGCGACACGGCGUCACAAAGAGGCUCUGAGCAAGCUGGAGCGAGACAAGGAGCUGGAGCUGGAGAACUUGCAGGCCAGGUUGCAACAGCUGGAUGAUGAGAACAGUGAGCUAAGAUCCUGCGUCCCCUGCCUUCGAGCAAACAUAGAAAGACUAGAAGAGGAGAAAAGAAAGCUUCAGGACGAGGUGGAAAGUGUUUCAGAUAGGCUGCAGGAGGAGACGGAAUCACGCAGGAAGAUGGCCGACAAGCUGAGUCAUGAGCGUCACCAAAACCAGAAGGAGAAGGAGAACACUCAGGAGGUUAUUGAAGACCUGCGUAAACAGCUCGAGCACCUCCAGCUGUACAAGCUGGAGGCGGAGGCGAAGAGAGGCCGUACUCCCGGAGCGGGUCUGCAGGAGUACCAGACCCGAACCCGUGAAGCGGAGCUGGAGCAGGAGAUCAAAAGACUCAAACAGGACAACCGUUCGCUGAAGGAGCAGAAUGACGAGUUAAACGGACAGAUAAUCAACCUGAGCAUCCAGGGAGCCAAGAAUUUGAUGUCGGCCUCUUUCUCCGACUCCCUGGCUGCUGAGAUCAGCUCCGUGUCUCGUGUUGAGUUGAUGGAGGCUGUUCACAAACAAGAGGAAAUCAACUACAGACUCCAGGACUACAUUGACAAAAUCAUUGUGGCCAUCAUGGAGUCCAACCCUUCAAUCCUGGAGGUCAAAUAGACAUCAUGCAACCAGAGGGGCCACCUGCUCCGACGCCGCAGGCUGUACUAUGAAUAUAAAUACACACACACUGAAGACCUGGCAAGAGGAAAACAACAACGAAGGAUGUAAAAAUCAAAACACCCAAACAACUUUCACAAUAUUCUCUGCGAAAAGAUUAAUUAUAGAUUUGUAAG
Messenger RNA from Nematolebias whitei (Rio pearlfish), 3668 nucleotides. RefSeq names its product RAB11 family interacting protein 3 (class II) (gene rab11fip3). Gene Ontology annotation, cellular component: midbody; endocytic vesicle; recycling endosome membrane. The transcript is spliced from 14 exons. The record is from RefSeq and is a predicted model, not a curated record. NCBI's taxonomy places the organism in Eukaryota, Metazoa, Chordata, Actinopteri, Cyprinodontiformes, Rivulidae. Gene Ontology annotation, biological process: regulation of cytokinesis; endocytic recycling. The coding region runs from base 256 to 3492 and encodes 1078 amino acids. Gene Ontology annotation, molecular function: calcium ion binding.